Molecule: messenger RNA, 921 nt
Organism: Oikopleura dioica
Lineage: Eukaryota; Metazoa; Chordata; Appendicularia; Copelata; Oikopleuridae
Source: the annotation of a GenBank genome assembly
AUGCUUCGAGAUGAAAAAGCUUCUGGAAAAAUCCCGAUUGUGGCGCCAAAUGUGACCUUAAAUAUCGAAGGUGGCGACUCAAUGGGGUCGUUUGUCAAUAUUUCAGUUGAUGAGAAAACUGCUGAUGGUCUUUAUAGAUUCAGGCGAUUUUCGACAAAAGUGGAUAUUGCGACUGCUUUUGAUGUCAAGUGCUCUGUUAUUUGGAGGGCAUCAGCAACUUUGUCAGCGAGUGAAUCAAAUCUCUUAAAUCCGAUUGCUGUUCUUGAUGGAUGCAAUUUUGUGCAAAAAUCUGCGACGCUUUUGAAUGAUAUAGAUUGGGGAAGCGCCGCUCUUUCUGUUGACGGCAACUCUCGAGCCUACAUCUGCUUCUCGAAUGGAGAUAAUAAGAACCAUUGUGAGAUCUUUGAUGGAACGUCCUCUAUUUCCACGACGUCUUCUAAUUAUGGGCAUUAUUAUGGAAGUUUAGGGCUGUACAAAAGUCAACCGACCACUGUUGGUUCUUUUAGUUAUGGUGACACGAAAAAAGUCGAAACACUCACCAACGAUGGAUGGAGUGUGAUUGGAGAUCCUCCAAUAAGCGAUAUUCGUUCUUCUGUCUUGGUCGGGCUUCAGAGCGGAAAUUUACUUAUGCUUGGUGGCGCUGGUUCAUGGAAUGGUAGCACUUCUCAAUUGGAUCUUGUCUGGCUUCUUUCAAACGAUUCAUGGUCACAAAUUGGAACAUUAAAGAGUGCAAUCUCUGCUGCGUCUUCGCUCAAAAUCAAUGAUUCGUUAUUUCUCUUCCCUGGUUAUGGAGACAGAUAUAUUGAAAGAGUCGAUACGGAUGGGGAUCAACUCAAAACCUCCGAAACACUUUACCAAUUUAGCUCUAAUCCAGGAACCUUUCCUGCUUUGUUUCAAGUUUCCGCUGGAUUCUGCGCUUAG